AUGUCCUCAGUCACCUCGCCGAGUUCUAGCCCAAUGGCUCCCAAAUCACCCCGAAACACAACACCCAGCCAAGCGACGGAAGCAACAGAAGAAACGGAAGAAGCUCGCAGCUGGGCAGGAGAUUUUGAUCCAUUCGCAGAUCCCGAUGAGAGACGGGUUCUCUUUGCAGCAUUCGAUUCCUUCAGACAGUAUCGCAGGACCGCACACCUGAAUACAACCCACCGGCGACGUCAGGCGUUCUGGGCUCUGCCCGCCGCUCACUCACAACUCCUGUCCGAGCCUCCUUUUUCUCUCAUGGAUAACUUCAACCGCGUCGACGAUGCCAUUGAUAUAAACGCCGAUAUUGCUGAUGCGAUUGUUGCCUCGGGGCUUUCGUCUUUCGGACUCUCUGCGAACCCGGAUCCGGAAGACCCCUGCAAGAACUGGCGCGGGGUUGCGACGUCUUCAGAUGUCAACAAGGCGCAUUCGACAAUCCGGCAGUUUUAUCGUGAUUGGAGCGAUGGAGGUCAACCUGAGCGGGAUGUAUGCUACAAGCCUGUCUUGCAAGACCUCGAUAUUGAAUUCUCCAAGAGGCUACAGGCUGGCGAGGACGUCAAAGUCCUUGUUCCUGGAGCUGGGUUGGGAAGAUUGGUCUUUGAGAUAUGCCGCGCUGGUUAUGACGCUGAAGGCAACGAGAUUUCCUACCAUCAGCUGCUGGCGAGCAGCUGGAUCUUGAACCACACGUCCGGGGCGAACCACCACAGGCUGUAUCCCUUUGCCCUACACUUUUCGAAUCUGCAAUCGAGGAAGCAGCAAUUGCAACGCUUCAUGAUCCCGGACGUCCAUCCAGGUGCUGCGAUGCUAGAAGCCGAAAAGUCAGGAACCAAGUUUGGUAAUAUGAGCAUGUCUGCCGCCGACUUUGUCGUUCUCUACAGCAGUCCUUCCCACAGGAACACCUUUGAUGCAGUGGCUACCGUCUUCUUUAUCGACACAGCACCGAACCUUAUCCGUUACAUCCAGGCUAUCCAAAACUGCCUCAAACCGGGUGGCAUUUGGAUCAAUGUCGGGCCAUUGCUGUGGCAUUUCGAGGACGGUCACCAGCGCACGCACAGCGGUGCUAGCGACAAUGCACCUAACCAGGGCAUUGGCGAACCGGGGAAUGUUGAGCUCACAGAGGAAGAAGUGUAUCUGCUCGUUCAGCGCAUGGGGUUUACGUUGGAACAGAUCCAGCCUAUGGACCAGCGCCCUGAAGUCGGAUACAUUCAGGAUCCAGGGAGCAUGCUACGGUCGCUCUAUCGACCGGCGCAUUGGGUUGCACGAAAGAACCCACAAUAA
Messenger RNA from Aspergillus calidoustus, 1314 nucleotides. The record is from the annotation of a GenBank genome assembly. Lineage: Eukaryota; Fungi; Ascomycota; Eurotiomycetes; Eurotiales; Aspergillaceae.